Trametes versicolor FP-101664 SS1 is the source of this 510-nucleotide messenger RNA. RefSeq names its product ubiquitin-like protein. Gene Ontology annotation, cellular component: nucleus. Bases 1 to 276 code for a protein of 91 amino acids. Gene Ontology annotation, molecular function: ubiquitin-like protein ligase binding; protein tag activity. Gene Ontology annotation, biological process: protein sumoylation. The transcript is spliced from 6 exons. The record is from RefSeq and is a predicted model, not a curated record. Lineage: Eukaryota; Fungi; Basidiomycota; Agaricomycetes; Polyporales; Polyporaceae.
AUGACUGAGGAGCAGCAGCAGGAAGACGUGAAGCCGAAGAUCAACCUCGUGGUCGACUUUGAGGGGCAAACGUGCACGGUGAAGGUGAAGCCAGGAAUGCCGUUCAAGAAGCUGUUCGAGGCUGCAGAGAAACGGUUCCAGAAGGAACCAGGGACAUUCAAGUUCACAUAUGGUGGACAAAGGUUACGUCCAGAAGAGACUCCCGCAGAGCACGGUAUGGAGGACGGCGACGCCAUCGAUGCUCAUCUGCAGCAGCUCGGUGGCGGCGCGUGGUAGUGGGGUGAUGAAAAGGCUGAUGCUGGAUCUGCGUAUUGUACCAUUUUUCACUUAUUCUCAUCGUGUACUCUGGUGUGUUCUUUAUCUCUCUCUGCCUAUCCCGCAUCCUUCAGACAUGGCGUGAAUCAAGAUCGGAGGAAUACUCGGAGACGGGCGCUUAUGGUCCAUUCGGCGUGCUGGAUUCAGUUCUAUGCUCUCGUCUUCAACCAUCAUCGUCGUCGUACAUCGGCAUCC